CCUUGUAUUCCACUCUUCAGUGUUCACACUUCACACCCAUCAGCUCUUUUUUCUUUUUUUGUUUUUUGUAUUUUUUUAUGUCAAUAUAUUAUAUAUAUUUCCAUUCUUGCAUGUGGCCUUGCUGUUAUUACUUUAUAUAUUUCAUAUUUAAUUAUUAUUUCUAGGUAUUAUAGCACUUCGUUUUCCUUUUAGGUAGUUUUAUAUUGCAUUGACCAUUCAUUUAUUGCAAUAUGUAUAUCCUUUUCAUUUGAUAUAUUUUUCUACUUGAAGAAUACCCAGUUUUCAUUAUCACGGCAGAGUAAUUCUUAUCACCUUGACUUCUUACGUGCUCGCAUUUUCAGAUUGCAUUCAUUGGAUGAGUAGUCAGUUCAUUGAGAAAAUUAAAACUAUAUACUUUUUUCUUUUUUGACAGAAACUUUCUGCAAAUUGCAAUAUUUAUUCACUUUUCAGUUUUUGUUUCUUUCUCUGUAUUUGUUAUAAGAAACCGUUUUCAUUUCCUGAACUUUGAUAUCCGUUUUAGAGGAAACAGGCAUGACUAUUGCGGAUGGAGGAGAGUUGCCUGCAAGGCUUGAGGGGAAAUUUUGUGCCAUGGUAGUUUGUUGGAUUCUUGGAUUUGGAUCUCUUAUCUCUUGGAAUAGCAUGCUGACAAUUGGAGAUUAUUUUUACAAUUUGUUCCCGAAUUACCAUCCUUCAAGGGUGCUUACCCUUGUUUAUCAACCAUUUGCACUUGGAACAAUGGCGAUACUGGCAUACAACGAAUCAAGGAUUGAUACUAGACGGAGGAACAUUAUUGGAUACUUGCUUUUCUUUGCAAGUACUUUCAUGCUCAUAGUGUUGGAUUUAGCCACAUCAGGGAGAGGAGGAAUUGGACCUUUUAUAGGUAUAUGUGCAAUUGUAGGCUGUUUUGGAGUUGCAGAUGCCCAUGUUCAAGGUGGAAUGGUUGGAGAUUUAUCUUUCAUGCUCCCUGAUUUCAUCCAGUCCUUCUUUGCUGGUCUGGCUGCAUCUGGGGCCUUAACCUCUGCUUUGAGGCUAAUCACAAAAGCAGCAUUUGAAAAGUCUGAUAAUGGUCUUCGUAAAGGAGCAAUGUUGUUUCUUGCUAUUUCUACAUUCUUUGAGUUUCUUUGCGUCCUGCUGUAUGCAUUUUUCUUCCCUAAAUUGCCAAUAGUGAAGUACUUCCGCUCAAAGGCAGCCUCAGAAGGAUCAAAAACUGUUAAAGCUGAUCUUGCAGCAGCUGGAAUCCGAACAAAAGAAGACCAAGGAGUACUGCAACCUUCUGCUAGUGUCAUAUUUAGAUUGAGCAACAAACAGUUAUUCCUUCAGAAUAUAGAUUACGGGCUUGACCUUUUUCUGAUAUACGUCUUAACAUUGUCAAUUUUCCCUGGGUUCUUAUAUGAAAACACUGGUGAACACAAGUUGGGUACAUGGUAUCCUCUUGUGCUGAUAGCAGCUUACAAUGUGUGGGAUCUGAUAUCAAGAUAUCUUCCUCUAGUGAAAUUCCUUAAGAUAGAAUCCAGGAAGGGCCUUAUGAUUGCAAUACUUUCUCGUUUCUUACUGAUCCCUGCUUUCUACUUCACUGCCAAGUAUGGUGAUCAGGGAUGGAUGAUACUGCUUGUAUCCUUCCUGGGAUUAACAAAUGGUCACCUCACGGUCUGUGUCAUGACAGCAGCCCCUAAAGGUUACAAGGGACCUGAGCAAAAUGCCUUAGGUAAUUUACUAGUACUAUGUUUACUAGCUGGCAUAUUUUCAGGUGUUGCUUUGGACUGGUUGUGGCUCAUUGGUAAAAAGAAUGCCUUCUAAAGAUCCAAGUCUAUCUUGUUAUCCAAUGAAAAAAGUUGUUCUUUCCUAACUGCAGAAGUGUUCAAGCUUGAUAAAGGAUAGAAUUUUAGUUUGCCAGUCUUUCCUAACUGCAGAACUGUUCAAGCCAGUCUUUAUAAAUCAUCAUUUUAGUGUUUCC
Molecule: messenger RNA, 1954 nt
Organism: Durio zibethinus
Lineage: Eukaryota; Viridiplantae; Streptophyta; Magnoliopsida; Malvales; Malvaceae
Source: RefSeq, a predicted model, not a curated record